UAUACUGUUCACCUCCCACUGUCAUUUGAGAGUUUACUCAGUAAAUUCUGUGCAAUAGUAUCGAAAUCAGGGAACAACAAUGUCAAUUGCACCGCCAAUAAAACCACCGCGUGGGAUAAAACCGACAAAAGAAACCAGUGGCCUCCUCAUCUCAGUAAUCCGUGCGCUCUCCGCCUCGGAAACGAACGAGCAACGAGAAGUAGAAAAAGCGAAGCUCGAGAAAGAGUACAAGCGCAGCGAUCAGCGCCUCGACGAGUUGGUCUCGCUCCACGACCAGGACCUCACCGAGGUAAUGAAAAUCUUCGGCAACCUCUCGGAACGAGUGACGACGUCCCGCGAGAAGAUCCACGCAGUGAAGGAAAACCUAAACGCCUGCAAGCAGCUCCUCCGCUGCCGUCGAGAGGAGCUGAUGAAGCUGUGGCUGGAAGGAGUGGAGCACAAGCACGUCCUGCAGCUGCUCAACGAGAUAGACCAGCUCCGAGAGGUCCCCUCGCGCCUCACCCACUACCUGAACAAGAAGCUCUACCUCCACGCAACGCAACUCCUGGUGUCAGCGCUGUCGAUGGGUGACGGCAGCCUGGAGGGAGUGGAAGCCCUCCGAGAGGUCCGCCUCGAGCUCGAAACGAAGAAGCAGCAGCUGCAGCAGAAGCUCCUGGAGGAGCUCUCCCGACACCUGUACCUCGAGACAACGCGGGAGGUCCUGCUGAGACGUCAGGGCUCAGGUCGAGACUUCCAGCGAGGAAACGAGAGCAGAGGCUCCAGAGGAAAUAAAGUAAAACGCUCCCUCCUGGAGGUGAACUACUCCCCCUCCUCCCGCUCAAACCUGAACCUGGAAGACCUGACCAACAUCACCGAGGACGAGAACUCCAACCCCGAAGACAACUCCGAGCACUUCAUAGCGAUAAUAAUCCAAUGUCUAGCAUUACUCAACAACAUCCCCGAGACCGUGGAAGCCAUAAAAGUCCAGAUGCAGUCAGAGCUCCUGAACAUCAUCUCACGAACCUCGGAGCAGAUAAAAAAGAGCUCACCCAAGACCCCUCCAAAGACAGGAGCAGAGCCUAAUGGAGUAAUCGAACCAACGAAUACUGACAACCCACUGGUGGAGCUCUUGCAGACAGUCUUCGAGCAGUUUCGCUCGGUAGCCUCUGCCCACGGGACAGCCCUCCGCAGCUUCUCCCACGUCUGCAAGAAGCACAACCUCGACGUUCGUCUGUACGAGAUGCCAGACGUCUGGAGUAAGAUCCAGGCAGUUCUGCAGCUCCUUCUAACCGACUUCCUCGACAUUCAGAACAUGUUGGAGGGUCCCUUCCAGUCGUCAGCGCUGACCGAAGGAACAGUGGACAUAAACACGUACUUCUCCAAGAAGAAGCCCCAGAAGCCCCUCCGGGGAUCCCUCUUCAAGUUCGAGUCGUCGUCGCACCCGAAGACCCUCAACAACUACCUGAAAGAUCAGAGAUACAGUAAUCUGGCCAGAGAGAGCAAUCUCUCGAGCCAGCGCCGGCUGGUCUGCGAGCCCGACCCCAAGAACAUCACGAUAAUCUUCCGGCCAAUGAUGCAGUUCAUCGAGGAGAUCGAGAGGGCUUUGGACUGCAAGCCGAACCCCUGCACUCUCAACAGCUUCAUCGCCGAUUACGUGAAAGAGGUCUUCCUCGGGCGUCACCACGUGAUGGUGGCGACCACUAUCGACGCUGCGACCAAGGGGUCCGACGCCUGGAGCGCCACGACGCCACCGGAGCUCAUGAAAGAGCUGGGACUCACCAGGCCCCUUUUACAGAGCACUGUGGAGGUCGAACGAUGCGUCUCUGAGCUGAGGUCCCUCAUGAUCUCGCUGCCACUUCAGGCCGAGCACUUCUGCACUCUAGCUCUGAACGUCCUGCACAACUACAGGGAGACGUGUCAGGGGGCGUACAGGGGGAUCAUCCAGCCUGACAGCGAGGACAAGAGGAUUUGCUCGGCUGCUUGGCUCAAGGACGACGACAUCAGCAGGUUCAUCAAGUCGCUGCCCAAUUGGGAUAACAUGAAGAGCGACGUCGGGAGGAAGGGGAGGGGGCGGUGGGCGAUGAGGAGGCAGGAGACGCAGGAGGAGGAGAGCCCUGAGGAGGUCAGGCAGAGGAAUCUCAGGGAGGCCGAGAUACUGGCGAGCACUCUGGGGGAGGGGGGGAUCAACUCCCACGAGAUUCUCUCGGAUGUUGGGCAGCUGAAGUGCCUGGCCCUCAUUCAGGAGAGUGUCGAGUGGUUCUCGUUGUCCAUCAGGUCGUUGGUCGCUGAGUUGAGUCAGGCCAAGGGCAGUGGGGAGCAGGUGGGGUUGCCCAGGGUUUCAGAUUCUCUGGUCGAGUCCUUGGAACAGGUCGCUGGGGAGUUUGAGGAACUGGCGAAUACCUGCACGCUGGUGCUGCAUCUGGAGGUGAGGGUCCAGUGCUUUUAUUAUUUGUUGCCCAGGGGGGAGUACAGUCAUCUCUGUGGCGGCGUUAAGGACCCCCAGGAGGCCGACCCUAGGGUCGAGGAGCUCAGCAGGGUUCUGCAGAAUAUCGAUGAGGCUCUGCAGUCGACUCUCCAGCAGAAGAAGAGCAAAUAUAUUUUUGAGGGCCUCGGCCAUCUCAUUGCGAAGAUCUUGAUCACCUCGGCGCAGUAUAUCGAGAGGAUUGAUAAGGGGGGCAUUCAGAGGAUGUGCAGGAAUGUUUUUACUCUGCAGCAGACUUUGACGAAUAUUACGAUGGCUAGGGAACUCGCGCUGGAUUAUGCGAGACAGUAUUUUGAGCUGUUUUAUGAGACCCCGGAGGAUAUUCUUAAUAAUGUGCUGGAGAAUGGGCCGCAGUUCUCGGAGCUGGAGUAUAUCAAUGCGUUUCAGCUGAUUUCGAGGAGCCGGGAGGGGUAUACGUCGGUGAGCAAACAUUUGGAGAAGCUCUCGGAGAUACUUGGGGAGGUUGGAGUUACUGUGUAGAGUUGUUUUUCUUUUUAUGGAGAGGGGACGUGCAGGGAGACUUGUAAUAUAUUUCGAAUGAAUUAUUGAAAUUCAGUUUUGAGGGCUUACCUCUGGACUUGUUGAAUACAGAAUAAAAUGGUGGAGACUGUCGAUGAAUCGGAAUAAAUGGACUUGUUGUGUUGUUU
Messenger RNA from Diachasma alloeum, 3108 nucleotides. It is a transcript of the gene Sec8, whose product is annotated as exocyst complex component 4. Bases 80 to 2941 code for a protein of 953 amino acids. Gene Ontology annotation, biological process: exocytosis; Golgi to plasma membrane transport; chemical synaptic transmission. The transcript has 2 exons. Gene Ontology annotation, cellular component: exocyst; growth cone membrane; synapse. The record is from RefSeq and is a predicted model, not a curated record. NCBI's taxonomy places the organism in Eukaryota, Metazoa, Arthropoda, Insecta, Hymenoptera, Braconidae.